AUGCAGCUAUGCCUAAUCUUCACUCUGUGCGUACUGCCUGUCUGCCUCAAGGCCGGCUUGAAUUGGCAAGUCAAGAGAGCCACAGGCGGAUCCGAGCCAAAACUGGUCAUCUACAGCCUAUUAUCCCAAUCGAAUUGCUCCCCCGAAUUUGAACUGUUUGAUUACAAGACAAGUAUAUCCAAUGCCGUUUGGUAUGUCUACAAUAAGACCCUCAGGAGCGAUCCCCAAUUCACGGUCAUGCUUGGAUUCGGUGAAGCACCAUACUGCACCAUUGAACAGGAAGAUCGAGCAGUAAAUCUGACCUCCGAGUUACUCCUUUUAAGUGAGCAGACUGAGAUGCUGGACGGUUUCGCGGUUUACCUGGGACCGCCAGAUGGUACGGACUGUAACAUUGUCAAUGACUGGAUAUCCCUCUCGAAACCGGGCUCGAGAGCAAGCUCAAGACUCUUUCAAAUUAACUACCUCUGCCGCCUGCAGGGUUUCACCUCAGUCUUUGUUCUGAAUGAUCUGGAUCCUGCUACACAGAAGCCCGUUGCAAGUGAAACGCUGGCAGCAGUGUCGCUCACGAUCGACCUCUCAACACUCAUCUCGACUGUGCGAGUUCUGCUGCAGACCGAAGGCUGGGAACACUUUGCCAUUGUGCAUGAGGUCAGUCAGAAGCAGAACAAGAAUGCAGCUGUGGCGCAGAGCAUGGCGCGUACGUUGACCACAGAGAAUGGGAACUUUGUGCUGACGGGUAAACGCAGCAUACAUCCUGGCAUGAAUUUAACCAAACUCAUGCAAAUGAUUCCCGAAAGCACAGACGUAAUUAUCCUUCUGACAAGACCACCCUUGGCGAUGCAGUUUAUGGAGCAGAACGCGAACGUUACGCGAAUUACCCAGGGACGCUUAGCCCUGCUUCACGUCGACUAUACUGAUAUGCUUACCUAUGACGUACUUCGUUUCUGGCGACAAAGUCUUCAGAAUUGUCAGCCACUGGGCGAGCCAAGUCGAAGUUUACUAAUUUUGACAGCGUUGCCGAGAGGAACAGUUUAUUCGGAAAAUUUAAACUUCUUCAAUGAGAAAACAAACAUGGCGGCAUCUGCGGGUGCCGGACUGGCUGUGCGUCUUAUGCAGUUAAAUAUAAAGAAUCACGGUGGACGAGUUGACCAGAAUGUGGGUCUUUUUCUUCCCCUGGUCACGAGUGAUGUCAACGUGCCGAUCAACAGCAAUAUCACCUUCCAGUUCCAACAGUACGACGUCAACAGCGUCCGCGGCAUGUACGACAUCUACAUCUUUUCGUUCAGCUUAGAGGCCAGCACUCCGGCAGCCGAUCUGACAAAUAUGACCUAUACUGAGCUCUUUACCCUGAAUGAUAUCAUCCUUUGGCCGAUAAUAGCCGUUCAACAAAUUCAAUCCAAAGUCUGGCCUGGCAGCGGAAGAGGACCACCGAAAACGGCCUGUUUACUAUACAAAUGUCAAGCUGGUAGGGGCUGUAUUCUAUGGGGUCUGGUAUUCUCUUGCAGUGAAUCAGACCUACAAAAUAUAGUGUGA
Messenger RNA from Dibothriocephalus latus, 1533 nucleotides. The record is from the annotation of a GenBank genome assembly. NCBI's taxonomy places the organism in Eukaryota, Metazoa, Platyhelminthes, Cestoda, Diphyllobothriidea, Diphyllobothriidae.